This is a messenger RNA of Rosa chinensis, 865 nucleotides long. Its product is annotated as 60S ribosomal protein L11. The record is from RefSeq and is a predicted model, not a curated record. Lineage: Eukaryota; Viridiplantae; Streptophyta; Magnoliopsida; Rosales; Rosaceae. The coding region runs from base 41 to 586 and encodes 181 amino acids. Gene Ontology annotation, cellular component: cytosolic large ribosomal subunit; ribosome. Gene Ontology annotation, molecular function: structural constituent of ribosome; RNA binding. The transcript is spliced from 5 exons. Gene Ontology annotation, biological process: translation.
UCUCUCCGCCCCUCUCGCGGCAACAACUUUAAAAGCCCUAAUGGCUUCGGAGAAGAAGUUAGCGAACCCUAUGAGGGAAAUCAAGGUCCAGAAGCUGGUCCUCAACAUCUCUGUAGGCGAGAGCGGUGAUCGACUCACCAGAGCCGCGAAGGUGUUGGAGCAACUCAGUGGCCAAACCCCUGUUUUUUCCAAAGCAAGGUACACUGUUCGGAGCUUUGGCAUCAGGCGUAAUGAGAAGAUUGCCUGCUACGUCACUGUCAGGGGUGAAAAGGCCAUGUCACUUCUGGAGAGUGGGUUGAAGGUCAAGGAAUACGAGUUGCUCCGAAAGAACUUUAGUGAUACUGGUUGCUUUGGCUUUGGUAUCCAGGAGCACAUCGAUCUGGGAAUCAAGUAUGAUCCUUCUACCGGUAUUUAUGGAAUGGAUUUCUAUGUUGUUUUGGAGCGCCCCGGUUAUCGUGUGGGUCGUCGUCGUAGAUGCAAGUCUCGUGUUGGGAUCCAGCACAGGGUCACGAAGGAGGAUUCCAUGAAGUGGUUCCAGGUCAAGUAUGAGGGUGUGAUCCUUAACAAGUCCCAGCAAAUCUCUUAGGUCAUUAGGAUUGCAGAAUUAGUAUGAUUAGUCUUCAUGACCCGAGUCCCUCAAUUUUUAAGUGCUGACAAAGCUUGAGUUAACGUGUGAACCAUAGUUCCUUAGUUUGUGUCGGGAAGUACUCCUUCAAAAUUUGCAUAGUUACGAUGUAUGAUUGGUUUACUCGUCUGGAAUUUUGGUUUGCACUUGCGAUGGAAUUAAAUUUUAUUUUCCUCAAACUCUGAAGAAAUUGGGUAUCGUUAUUGGGGAAUGAUAACGCUAAAUUGUUAACUUGAUAAA